Aethina tumida (small hive beetle) is the source of this 4366-nucleotide messenger RNA. It is a transcript of the gene Tao, whose product is annotated as serine/threonine-protein kinase Tao. Bases 509 to 3193 code for a protein of 894 amino acids. The record is from RefSeq and is a predicted model, not a curated record. NCBI's taxonomy places the organism in Eukaryota, Metazoa, Arthropoda, Insecta, Coleoptera, Nitidulidae. Gene Ontology annotation, molecular function: ATP binding; protein kinase activity. Gene Ontology annotation, biological process: protein phosphorylation. The transcript has 6 exons.
GCGACGGUUUUUCGUAUUUCCACCUCGACCGAGAAAAAAUAAUGUUGUGAUCCCGUAGGAUCGGCGGUCCUGCGGACCCGAACAUCCCGUACGCUGAGCGAGGAGUCCGAGACCCCGAACGACAGGCUGUGUUGCGUGACAGGGGUACACACAUUUUGAGGUUAGCGCCAGCGAGUGACAGUGACAAUACGGCUGGUACGGCGAUCGUUCUCACGCCGUUAGCGCUCCGCAAGGCGAACCGGACGAAUCGGCCCGUCCGCGGGACGGGUGCACCGUUCGUGAAUCGGCACGCCGCGGCUUGUGUACGUGCAGUUUUGGUGGUUUGGUGUUGAAGAAAACGGCACGAAUGUGAAACCGUCCGCCAUCUUGGAAUAUCCAAGGAGAUUUCCACAGGAAAUGCUGACAAUAUAGCGUCGGACCGGCGCAUUUCCGCGUCCCUCAACACCAGAUCAGGACGAUCGACUAAAAAAAGAGAGACAACAGCGAAACGAGACAAGAAGGAGAAAAAAUGGCACCGGUACCGCGACCGGGAAACCUCCGCGAUCCCGAGAUCGCCGACUUGUUCUACAAGCACGAUCCGGAGAAAAUAUUCGAGGAUCUGCGUGAGAUCGGACACGGAUCGUUCGGUGCCGUCUACUACGCGAGAUGCACCAUCUCCAAGGAGAUCGUGGCGAUCAAGAAGAUGUCCUACAUGGGGAAACAGAGCCUGGAAAAGUGGCAGGACAUUUUGAAGGAAAUCAGGUUUCUGAAACAGCUGAAGCACCCCAACACGAUCGAAUACAAGGGUUGCUAUCUGCGGGACAACACCGCCUGGCUGGUGAUGGAGUACUGCGUGGGCAGCGCCUCCGACAUCAUCGAGGUGCACAAGAGGCCGCUGCGCGAGGACGAGAUCGCGGCCAUCUGCGACGGCGUGCUCAACGGUCUGAGUUACCUGCACGGCUUCGGACGCAUCCAUCGCGACGUCAAGGCCGGCAACAUACUGCUGACCGAGAACGGGACCGUCAAACUCGGCGAUUUCGGCAGUGCGUCGAUCAAAUGUCCCGCCAAUUCGUUCGUCGGCACCCCAUACUGGAUGGCACCGGAAGUCAUUCUGGCGAUGGACGAGGGUCAGUACGACGGCAAAGUGGACGUCUGGUCGUUGGGCAUAACGUGCAUAGAACUGGCGGAACGCAAACCGCCCUAUUUCAAUCUGAACGCGAUGUCCGCUCUCUAUCACAUCGCCCAGAACGAAUCGCCGACGCUGUCGCAAACGAGCGAGUGGAGCGACGUGUUCAAACACUUCGUGGAGGCGUGCCUCCAAAAGUCGCCGUCCAGUCGGCCGGACUCGACGAAACUGCUCAAACACACGUUCGUCACGCGGAACAGGUCGGUGAACGUGCUCGUCGAUCUGAUACAACGCACCAAGGCGGCCGUACGCGAUCUCGACAACCUGAACUACAGGAAAAUGAAGAAGAUCCUGAUGGUGGAGAACUGCGAGACGGAGAGCACGAUAGACAUGGACGAGCCGGCGGACGAGCACACCGGCGGCGACAGUUCGAAGAGCAAUUCCGCCACGUCGGAGCACAGCGUGCAUUCGAUGGGCGUGUCGGCCAGCAGCCAGUCCAGCAGCACCAACAGUCUGCCCGCCGGCAUGGAAGACGGCACGGCGAAACGCAGCAAGGCGAUGAAUCACGUGGCCGCCGCGAUCGGCGACCACGGCACCAACAAUUUCGCCACCAUCCGCACCACCAGCAUCGUCACCAAACAACAAAAGGAACACAUGCAGGAGGAGAUGCACGAGCAGAUGUCCGGCUACAAGAGGAUGCGGCGCGAACAUCAGAGCGCCCUCUUCAAGCUGGAGGAGAAGUGCAAGAUGGAGAUGGAAAAUCACAAGAACCAACUCGACAAGGAGUACGAAAGCUUGCUGAUGAACUUCAGCAAAGAACUGGAACGGCAACAGAUCAAGCACCAGCAGGAGCUCGACAGGAAGAAGAAGCAGAACAACGCCGGCGAAAAGAAACUGAUCAAGGACAUCACGCUGAAACACGAACAGGACCGUAAGGCGUUCGAGACGCACCGCAAGAAGGAGUACAAGGCGACCAAGGAGCGAUGGAAGCGCGAACUGUCGCAGGACGAGUCGACGCCGAAACGUCAGCGGGACGCCACCCUGCAAAAUCAAAAGGAGAACCUGAAACAGAUCGACAUGCAAGAGGAGCAGAGACUGCUCCGCAACCAGAAGGAGCAUCUCGAACUCGAGACGAGAAAGUUCCGCAGAAAAAAACUGCUGGCCUACCACCAGCUGGAGCAGGAGCUGCUCAGGCAGGAGCUGAACAAGCGGCAGAAUCAGCUGGAGACGGCACACAACAUCCUGCUGCGCCAUCACGAGAAGACGCAAGAGCUCGAGUACCGUCAGCAGAAGACGGUGCACGCGCUGCGCGAGGAACAGGUGCGCAACCAGCACGACACCGAACAGGCGAACCAGACCGAGUACAUGAAGAGGGCGGAGCGGGAGCUGCGCAAGAAACACGCGCUCGAACUGAAACAACAGCCCAAGUCGCUCAAGCAGAAGGAGAUGUUGGUCAGGAAGCAGUUCAGGGAGACGUGCAAGGUGCAGACGAAACAGUACAAGGCGCUCAAGGCGCAGAUACUCAGCACGACGCCGCGCGACCAGCAGAAGGUCAUCAUCAAGAAGCUGAAGGAGGAGCAGCGCAGGAAGCUCGCCCUGCUCGGCGACCAGUACGAGCAGAGCAUCGCCGAGAUGCUACAAAAGCAGUGCAUCAAACUCGACGAGAGCCAAGAGUUGCAGUGCCAGCAGUUGAAGGAUAAGCUCCAGUACGAGAUGGAGAUGUUGAUCGCGUACCAGAGCAAGAAUAAGAUGCAGGCGCAGGCGCAACGCGACAGAGAAAAGGAGGAGUUGCAGACGAGAGUCAACCUCCGGAAAUCGCUCCUCGAACAAAAGAUGGUAAUCGAAAACAAGACUUUUGUGGACGAGCGCAGCGAAAGGAUCAGGAUACUGCACGAGAAACAGGAGAAGGAAUUGGCCGCGUUCGACGACGAAUCGGUUCAACUCGGUUUCAGUGCGUUGGCGAUUGCGGAAAUUUCCCACGGAGAUUUGUCGAGGGAUUUGUACGACGACGAGGGCAGUUUAUCCGGUUCGAUGUUGAGUUUGGCGCGUAGCAACAGUUCGACGUCGUUUCCGCCUAAUUCCGUUUAAUUCGGGAACAGGAUGCGGAUGUGCAAUAUGCGGAGAUUUUGGGUUUAAUUGUGGUUGGUUUUGUAUCUGGUUGAGUGCAACAUUUCGAUAAUUACUAUUAUUAUUUUUUGUAUAUAUUGGUGGGACUGCGUCCGCAUUGAUAUUUCCUGUUAAUUUGUAUUAAAUAAUAUCAAGUGUAUUAAUUUUGUAAUAUAUAUAAAUUAAUUAAUUUUUAAACAUUUACCAUUACUCCAUACAUGUUUUACUUGGCAUCUUUUUUCUUAUUCGAUUUUUUUACUAUUACAAUUAUUUUUAUCUAUCCGGACCACGUCCAUUUUCAUUUUGUAAUUCAGUUUGGAUGUACAAACCUAAAAAUAUAAGUUAUUACCUAUUAUUAAACUUAUGUAUUAAAAAUAGUGAAAAUAAAAAAGACUAAUAAUACCAAAAUUAAAUUUUAAUGGUAUUAGAAACGCUUAAAAAUGUAAUUGUAUCGAUUAUCCAUUCAUUUCUUUCGCCCCACUUCACAUCAAACAAAAACAAAUACAAAUCCGGAAAUUACGUAAAAUUUAAUAAAAUUGGUGCUUUCAACGAAGUCGCAUCGGUGUUGAAUCUACUGCCAAAUUUUUCCGAUUUACAAUUAUUUUAAUUAGAUAAUAGGUACGAGAACGUUCAUGAUUAUGUGUUGUACCAUUUUUGUUUUUGUAAAUUAUUUAUUAUUAUAAAUUCCAUUGUAAUUUACAUACAAUUUGUAUAUAGGCUUUUUAAUAAUGAUAAUAUUAAACGAAAAUGUCACCUUAAUUUUUUUAGCCAUAUAGCUAGCGUAUAUAAAAACUAAGGAAUCAAAAAACGUUCUGGUUUCUUUUUCUACCCAAAUGAAUAAUUAAUUAAUCAAUUAAAAAAAAAAGACAAAUAAUAAAAAUCACGAACACAACGAAAAGAAGUAAUUGACUCGUUUUCUAAACCGGAUCUUUAUUAUUUGUUCCAUUUUAGUCAAUGUUAAUAACAAAUUUGUAUAUAUAUUUGUUGAAAUUAGUACAAUUUUCCGGCGAAGAACCAGACGAAUAUAAAUCCCAAACUCAUUAUUGUCAAACAUAGUAAAUUUAAUUCAAUAGACCAUUAGAUUUUUUUUGUCUUAUUUUACCAAUCAAUCAAUCAAUUAUAAUUUCAUUGCAAUAAAUGAUAUGCAUUUUUAAA